Molecule: messenger RNA, 2113 nt
Organism: Durio zibethinus
Lineage: Eukaryota; Viridiplantae; Streptophyta; Magnoliopsida; Malvales; Malvaceae
Product: Plant invertase/pectin methylesterase inhibitor superfamily
Biological process (GO): cell wall modification
Molecular function (GO): pectinesterase activity; enzyme inhibitor activity
Source: RefSeq, a predicted model, not a curated record
GCAGAACCAAAUGGCCUAAUUUAGUCUUACUGAAAUGAAAACCCUUAGGUGGCAUUGAAAAACAACCAUAAAUUCUGAACCACAAAGCAAGUCGCAUAGAUUCUGUUUUCAAGUAAACAUCAUGCACGGCCCCAAUUCCCAUUUUGAUUUUGAACAAACCCUAAACCCCAUUCACAAUUUCAUAUUUUGUCCUACCAAAUUAAGCCCUUUCUAGCCCUAUAUAAACCCCUCUGCACUCCCUCUCUUCUGAUCAAUUCAAACUUGGAAAACUUUAGAAAUUUCUAUAUAGCUCCUCUCUAGGCAAAACUUGAGUAAUAUUCAUGGAUAAGCUUGUCCUCCGAGCAUUUCUCCUAGCCCAUUUCUUCAUCUUUCCACUAGGGAACUUUGUGAAUGGUGCUAGUAGUGCUACCAUAACAUCAUGUAGCCAAACCCCGUACCCUGAAGUCUGCAACUAUUUCAUGGGAAAUAGUAUUAAUGUUGCAGCAAGCCUUGAUCAAACCAAAUUCUCUUUCCGUGACCUUGCCAUUCAGGUGACCCUGAACCAAGCAGUUCGAGCUCACCAGCUUGUCUCAGAGAUGGACUUGAGUUCAUUCGAUGGACGAGCCAAGUUGGCUUGGAAUGAUUGCUUGGAACUCUAUGAAGACACCGUUAAGCAUCUUAAUAAAUCAAUGAGCACUAACAAUCCAAUAGAUGCUCAAACCUGGUUAAGUGCUGCAAUUGCCAACCAACAAACCUGCCAAAACGGCUUCAUUGACUUCAACUUGGCCACUCAUUUACAAACCUUACCAUCCAUGUUAGGCAACUUUUCAAAGUUGAUUAGCAAUUCCCUGGCCAUAAAUAAGGCCACUGUUACAUCCUCUUCUACCCAUAGUAACUUUGCUAAACAAGUUGGCAAUCGCCGCCUGCUUGCCCAUGGCUUUCCAUCUUGGCUUUCGGCUGCUGAUCGAAAGCUCUUGCAAAAAACCGGUGCAGCACCAAAAGCUGAUAUUGUGGUGGCUCAAGACGGUUCUGGUAACUUUAAGACCAUAUCCGAGGCAGUGGCAGCAGCUGGUGGGGGCAAAAGAACUGUUAUAUACGUAAAAGCUGGAGUUUACAGGGAAAAUGUGGUUAUUAAGAGGUCAGCUAAAAAUAUAAUGUUAAUUGGGGAUGGAAUUGAAGCCACUGUUAUUACUGGUAACGAGAAUGCUCAAACUACUACAACUUUUCGUUCAGCAACUUUUGGUGUUGCGGGUGAAGGCUUCAUAGCUCGAGACAUGACCUUUGAAAACACGGCCGGACCCCAAAAACACCAAGCAGUAGCCGUCCGGUCCGGCUCCGAUUUCUCAGUCUUCUACCGCUGCAGCUUCAAAGGUUACCAGGAUACCUUAUAUGUCUACUCUCAACGCCAAUUCUAUCGUGACUGUGACAUAUAUGGAACCAUAGACUUCAUAUUUGGUGACGCUGUUGCUGUUUUUCAAAACUGUAACAUCUACAUCCGUAGACCAAUGAGCGGUCAAAAGAACACCGUGACAGCACAAGCAAGAAGCGAUCCCAAUGAGAAUACGGGCACAAUCAUCCACAACUCACGCGUCAUGGCGUCGUCAGAUAUGAGGGCUGUUCAAGGUUCGUUCAAGAGUUAUUUGGGGAGGCCAUGGCAGAAAUAUUCAAGAACUGUGUUCAUGAAGUGUGUUUUGGAUGGAUUGAUAGAUGCGGAAGGUUGGUUACCAUGGAGUGGAGGUUUUGCUUUAAGUACUCUUUACUAUGCUGAGUAUAUGAACACCGGUGCCGGUGCAAGUACUAGUGGAAGGGUGAAAUGGGGUGGAUAUCAUGUCAUAACAGCCGCCGAAGCCGGAAAAUUCACUGUUGGGAAUUUUCUGGCCGGAGAUGCUUGGAUUCCAGGCACCGGCGUACCAUUUGAUGCUGGACUAUGAUAUAUUUUUGAUGGGGUUGAGGUUGAUUCCAGCAUUUUGAAAAUAUGAAUAGGAAAGUGACCCAAAUGUUGAAGAAAUUGUCGUAUAGUUUGUGUUAGUUAAUUACUUGACUUUUAUAUUAAAAUGGAAGUGGCUUUGUAUCAAUGGAAUCUCAUCCUCUGUUCAUAACGAAUUGCUGCUGUAUAUUCACGUUAUCAUAACAU